This is a messenger RNA of Chaetura pelagica (chimney swift), 1041 nucleotides long. RefSeq names its product leucine carboxyl methyltransferase 1 (gene LCMT1). The record is from RefSeq and is a predicted model, not a curated record. The coding region runs from base 1 to 1041 and encodes 346 amino acids. Gene Ontology annotation, cellular component: cytosol. Gene Ontology annotation, biological process: C-terminal protein methylation. NCBI's taxonomy places the organism in Eukaryota, Metazoa, Chordata, Aves, Apodiformes, Apodidae. The transcript is spliced from 12 exons. Gene Ontology annotation, molecular function: protein C-terminal leucine carboxyl O-methyltransferase activity.
AUGGCUGUGGAGUGGGAUUCAGUGGUACCCCUGGAGUCUGGGCAGCAGCUGGUGUUUCUGGAGUCCUGCACUGUCAAUCCCUGGAAGACUCCUAAAAGCAGCAAAGGCAAAUCUCUGACAAAACCUCUGGAGCAAAAGACACUAAACUGGUUUGCUGUAAGUGUGGGCUACUGGAAGGACCCUUACAUCCAGUACUUUGUGAGACAAGCCAAGGAGAGAAAGGCACCUGAAAUCAACAGAGGCUAUUAUGCUCGUGUUCAUGGAGUCAGUUAUCUGAUCAAAGCUUUUCUAAAGAAGACAGAAUGCAACUGUCAAAUUGUUAAUCUGGGUGCUGGCAUGGACACCCUGUUCUGGAGAUUAAAGGAUGAAAAUCUUCUCCCUAGAAAAUAUUUUGAAGUGGAUUUUCCAAUGAUAGUUGCCAGAAAAAUACACAAUAUCAAAUCAAAACCUCCCCUGUCAAAACCAAUUAUGGAAUCCCAUUCAGGGGACUCUCUUCUAAUAGACUCUCACAGCCUCGACUCCAGUCGAUAUUCCAUAGUAGGAGCAGAUCUCCGCUUCUCAGCAGAUCUGGAAGACAAGCUAAAGAAACAUAACCUGGAUAUACAUUUGCCAACACUUCUGGUAGCAGAGUGUGUGCUGGUUUACAUGACACCUCAGCAAUCUGCAGCUCUCCUGAAGUGGGCGGCGAGCACCUUCCCGGUGGCGAUGGUUAUAAAUUAUGAGCAGGUGAAUAUGAUGGACCGGUUUGGACAGAUCAUGAUUGAGAACUUGCAGAGACGACAGUGUAACCUGGCUGGGGUGGAGGUCUGCAGGUCCUUAGACUCUCAGAGGGAGCGACUGCUGUUAAAUGGCUGGGAAACUGCAAGUGCCAUUGACAUGAUGAAAGUGUACAGCUCUUUGCCACAGGAUGAUGUCAAAAGAAUAGAAGGACUUGAAUUCCUAGAUGAAAAGGAACUGUUUGAACAACUAAUGCAGCACUACUGCAUCUGCUGGGCUUCAAAGGACAGCAGUCAUCUGGGUCUUGCGAACAUCACGUUCUAA